Molecule: messenger RNA, 526 nt
Organism: Python bivittatus (Burmese python)
Lineage: Eukaryota; Metazoa; Chordata; Lepidosauria; Squamata; Pythonidae
Source: RefSeq, a predicted model, not a curated record
AUGGCUUUCUGGAGCACAUGCGGGAAGACGAGUAGCGGGGCCCCUCUGCUGAAAGGGCCCGGGACCCAGCGCAUCUCUCGGGUUCGGUGGAAAUACUUUUUGUUCUUUGUUUUUUCAAGGUUUGGCUUGAGCAACAAGUUUGACACAGAAUUUCCCUCUGUUCUGACAGGGAAGGUUGCCCCUGAAGAAUUCAAGAUCAGUAUCAGUCAUGUGAAUGCAUGUUUAAGGAAGAAUCUGCCCGUCAAUGUAAAAUGGCUUCUCUGUGGCUGUUUAUGCUGCUGCUGCACCCUCGGAUGCAGCCUCUGGCCUGCUGUCUGUCUUAACAAAAGAACUAGAAGGUCUAUUCAGAAGUUGUUAGAAUGGGAAAAUAACAGAUUAUAUCACAAGCUUGGCUUGCAUUGGAAGUUGAGUAAACGGAAAUGUGAAACUAGCAAUAUGAUGGAAUAUGUAAGUAUUUUUUUAAGUUAUCAGUAUCAGUUCCAAGAUACCGCUUUCCCUUUUCUUCUGAUUAAUUCAUCCCUGUCAG